This is a messenger RNA of Moneuplotes crassus, 413 nucleotides long. The record is from the annotation of a GenBank genome assembly. Lineage: Eukaryota; Ciliophora; Spirotrichea; Euplotida; Euplotidae.
GGCCCAUAACCUAUAAACUGAAUUGUUAUCAUAAUAAUUAUAAAAAUGAUACCCAAAAAAUCAGCACAUGUUGAUCCAAGAAUUAAAAAUUUCCAAAAAUCUCCUCCAAAGUCCACAUUUUUACAGACGAAGCCCAGUCAAAAACCGAUUGAAGCAGAAGAUGAUCUCCCAGAUACAGCUAUUGAACCUCUUGAGGAAGUAAAGCAUCCUCAUGCAUAUGUCGACUUCAGUACAAAAACGCUCGAACACACACCCCAACACCCUCAUCCAUUCCCAACCUCCCUUCCCCAAGAAAGUCCAAUAUUCCCUUACGAGUCAUCACACGAGAACGCAGAGCCACUGAGCCUAUCCCAGCUCCCAGAGUGGUACCUUGAAGCCCUCAAGAAGGCUGAUGGGCACUAUAAGUAAUUUUU